CAAUGAGAAAAUCAAACACUUGACAUCUAAGCAUCUAAGCAGAAAGGAGCAAGCAUCUUUUAAAUUUCAACACAUUAUUACAUUAUGGUAUAACUUCUUUAAUGAUGUCUUCUACACUUUACCCAUCGCUGGAAGAGUUCAUGAAUGCACCUACAACACAACAUGAGGAUCCAAAUCACAAUGUCAUCCCAAGCGCUCCUCCUGAGAAUGAACUGGAGGAUGUCACGUGGGUAUGUUUGAACCUUCAGGGGACAAAGAUACCUAUGACAAUUCAAAGUCUUAACAGGCUCAACAGUAGUGUUAUAGAGAGACUGUUGAAGAACCAAACACUAGAUGAUGUAUAUUGGAUGGACCUCAACCCAGAUAUAUUCAAACAUUUAAUGAACAUGGCAAGGUCAAGCUCCACUGGUCAAAUGGUGAAUCGUAAUCAGUCAUACAAUACUGAACUUGUUGAAAUGGCAACAUACUUAGAUGUUGGAAAACACAUCAUGAACUCAAUAUCAAACGGCGCACAUCUGAGGAACAAAAAGACAUCACAUCACAAUCAACUUGAGAUUACAGUUUCGUAUAUACAUCGUCAAAACAAUGACAAAAGAUUCUGGCACAUCGUUGACAGCAUUUGCUGUGAACAUGAACUGAAUCAGAACAUUGAUUGUGACAUCACAAAGUAUAUCAAUGGAUAUAACAGUAAUGAACUGAUAUAUAAAUAUCAAAUUAAAGACUUGAGUGUGACAUGCUUGAAGUGUUACAAACAUAUCCCCCUUCAGACUAACCUGGGGUGGUGCCAUGUGUGUCGACUUUGCCGCAACUGUCAGGGUGCCGUAUGCAUCCAAAAGUAGCUGGAGAUCAUAAUAUUCUGAUUUGGAUUAGAAUCUCUUGCAUCUAUUAUUGACUUGACCUGAGUGUAUACCAAGUGAUCUCUGAAAGAGAAUUCCGAGAAAUAUAUAGUUCUAUUUAUUGUUUACUGAUAUUUAUAUUUUGUAUUUCAUUUUGUGAUUAUAAAGC
This is a messenger RNA of Owenia fusiformis, 1005 nucleotides long. Lineage: Eukaryota; Metazoa; Annelida; Polychaeta; Sabellida; Oweniidae. The record is from the annotation of a GenBank genome assembly.